UGCUCGCUCCAGCCGCGCCGACAAGCAGUGCAAGCCGCACACCAACGCCACUCCGGCACCACGCACACCAUGAAGGUCCUCGUCGUGCUCGCCGCCUGCGUCCUCGUCUGCAGCGCUGCCGCCGUGGACGACGCGGAGCGCGAGAAGGCCAAGCAGAUCAAGCAGCAGUGCAAGCAGGAGGCCGGCGCCACAGACGCGGACGUCAGCGAGCUGAAAGAUAAGGACGAGCUCACCUCUCCAGCGGCCAAGAAAAUGAUGGCUUGUGUCUUCACUAAGAACAAAAUUAUGCAGAACAACAAGUUCUCCAAGGAGGGCUCCAUGGAGGUGGCGCGGAAGCUGAUGGCCGGCAGGCCGGGCAGCGAGGCCAAGCUCAAGAUCGCCGAGCAGAUCGCCGAAAACUGCAACAAAGAGAUCGGCAGUGUGGAGGCCUCCGGCGACGAGAUGGCCAAACUCAUCUUCGACUGCCUGAAGAAGCAAGCGAAGGAGUACCUGACCGCCAUGAACUUUGUUCCGCGAGAGAAAGUCUGACCCGCACGGCCGUUGCGGUUGCCACGCCAAUCGAAGUAAAUGUCUCAUCCGUGAGCAAAAGUCAGGUGUAGGAGUCCGGCCGUGCCCGCAUCGCCGGAGACUGGGGUAUCUCCGCGUGGACCGUACCGUCAGCCUGGGACGACUCGAAGGACUCGAACUCGUCUAGUGCGUCGCUGGUGCAGCGCGGUAGAUACUCCGGUUUCUGAGGGCUUUUGUCGGCGACUCUACCCCCACGCGCCCCGCCCACUGUCAG
Thrips palmi is the source of this 781-nucleotide messenger RNA. It is a transcript of the gene Obp19d, whose product is annotated as general odorant-binding protein 19d. The transcript has 7 exons. Gene Ontology annotation, molecular function: odorant binding. NCBI's taxonomy places the organism in Eukaryota, Metazoa, Arthropoda, Insecta, Thysanoptera, Thripidae. The record is from RefSeq and is a predicted model, not a curated record. The coding region runs from base 70 to 528 and encodes 152 amino acids.